Magnolia sinica is the source of this 912-nucleotide messenger RNA. RefSeq lists its product as uncharacterized. The record is from RefSeq and is a predicted model, not a curated record. Bases 1 to 912 code for a protein of 303 amino acids. The transcript has a single exon. NCBI's taxonomy places the organism in Eukaryota, Viridiplantae, Streptophyta, Magnoliopsida, Magnoliales, Magnoliaceae.
AUGUCAGACUCCAUCUUACGCUCGCUUUUCCAGCCUGUCAAAACCAUCCUAUACGACUCUUUCAGAAUCCUCUGCAAGAACCCAAUCUCUUUUAUUUCCAUAACUACCCUCACAAUCCUCCCACUCUCUCUCCUCCACAUCUCCCUCGCAUUCGCCUCCCAACCCCUCGAGGCUCAGAUCUCCUACAAAGCUUCCAUCAUCGGGGUUGGCCCCAUCGCGAUAGAUCUCCGCCACGUGUACGACGAGAUAAGGUCAGACGCGCUCUCUCUCGUCCGUCUAAAGGCCGUUUACUUCCUUCCCUCUUACGUCCUCUCCCUCCUCGCCGCUAUAACGGCCGUUAGCUCCGCAGCCCUCUCCUACAACGGUAACCGCCCCUCUCGCGAAACGGUGUUAACCGCCAUCCGGAUGACGUGGCCGACGCUUUUCGUUACCUCAAUCUGCGUGUACGUGCUCACGUGUAGUUGUAGCUUUUUGACACGUGCCAUCUUGGGGUUGGGCUGGCUGGCAAGUUUGAGGCAGGUAGUGGCGGUUUUGGGAGCGGGUCUCGAGGUGUUCGUGACGGCGGUUUCGAGCCUGGGGAUGGUGGUUUCGAUUUUGGAGGAACGGUCUGGAUUUGAGGCGUUGAUGGUGGGGUGGGGCCUGAUGGAGGGCAGGCGGUUUUCUGGGGUGGUUUUGGGGGGUUUGGUGGUUUUAUCGUCUGGUGGGAUUGGGUGGGGUUUGAGGUUUUUGAUGGAUGGGAAGAUGGACAGUGGGGAUUUGGUGGGCCUCUUGUGGAAAGGAACUUUGAUUGGUUUGUUUUGUUUGGUGGUGCUCUGGAGUUUCGUUGCUACUACGGUUUUGUAUUGCGAGUGUAGGAAAUUGCAUGGGAUUAGGACAGGCAGUUCUGUUGAAUUGGUUGAAGAUACACCGUAG